AUGCGUAUGAGUCUACUGGGAACGCCUUAUCCAGAACCAAGGGACUACAGAUACCUUAAACUGCGGGAUAUCGUUAAGACGGAUGUCUAUCGAUCCGUCUAUCGAUCCGUCUAUCCGCCCGUCCAUCGAUCCGUCUAUCCGUCCGUCUAUCCGUCCAUCUAUCCGUCCGCCUAUCCGUCCAUCGAUCCGUCGGUCUAUCCGUCUGUCUAUCCGUCCGUCUAUCCGACCGUCUAUCCGUCCGUUUAUCCGUCCUUCGAUCCGUCCGUCGAUCCGUCUGUCGAUCAAUCCAUCGAUCCGUCCGCCGAUCAGUCCGUCGAUCCGUCCGUCGAUCCGUCCGCCGAUCAGUCCGUCGAUCCGUCCGUCGAUCCGUCCGCCGAUCAGUCCGUCGAUCCGUCCGUCGAUCCGUCCGCCGAUCAGUCCGUCGAUCCGUCCGUCGAUCCGACCGUCGAUCCGUCCGUCGAUCUGUCCAUCGAUCCGUCCAUCGAUCCAUCCAUCGAUCCGUCCGUCUAUCCGUCCGCCUAUCCGUCCGUCGCUCCGUCCAUCGAUCCGUCCAUCGAUCCGUCCGUCUAUCCGUCCGCCUAUCCGUCCGUCGAUCCGUCCAUCGAUCCGUCCAUCGAUCCGUCCAUCGAUCCGUCCAUCGAUCCGUCCGCCUAUCCGUCCGCCUAUCCGUCCGUCGAUCCGUCCGUCGAUCCGUCCGUCGAUCCGUCCGUCUAUCCAUCCAUCGAUCCGUCUCUCGAUCAGUCCGUCGAUCCGUCUGUCGAUCCGUCCUUCUAUCCGUCCGUCUAUCCGUCCGUCUAUCCGACCGUCGAUCCGUCCGUCUAUCCGUCCUUCGACCCGUCCGUCGAUCCGUCCGUCGAUCCGUCCGUCUAUCCGUCCACCUAUCCGUCCGUCGAUCCGUCCGUCUAA
Messenger RNA from Galleria mellonella (greater wax moth), 906 nucleotides. RefSeq names its product circumsporozoite protein-like. The transcript is spliced from 2 exons. The record is from RefSeq and is a predicted model, not a curated record. Bases 1 to 906 code for a protein of 301 amino acids. NCBI's taxonomy places the organism in Eukaryota, Metazoa, Arthropoda, Insecta, Lepidoptera, Pyralidae.